AUGUUCGACGAAGUUGAUAUGUCACAAUACCCUGAAAAACGGAAAGAAAUUCUCGGACAAAUUCCGAGUGACUACCAAACUGUGGAGUCGCCUAUUAUCUUUCAGAAUUCUGAGGAGAGCUUUGACUUCGUUGGACUUUAUGACGAGUUCUUCAAUGCAAGAGAGCAGGAUAAGACUUAUCAGUUCUUGAAAAUUCCACCGCCAGAGGGAUCCCGAGAGCACAUUCUCUGGAAGAAAGAGAAUGAGCCCGAACCUGAACCAGAAGCGGAAGAGGCUGCUGAAGCUACCGAAGCGGUGGAAGAAACAGAAAUCAACGAAGAAUCACCUGAACCUACUGGCGAUGACUACGAGUUCCCCGGCGAAGCAAAGCCCGAAGAAGAACCCGAAGAAGAAGCAGAAGAAUAA
Molecule: messenger RNA, 405 nt
Organism: Oikopleura dioica
Lineage: Eukaryota; Metazoa; Chordata; Appendicularia; Copelata; Oikopleuridae
Source: the annotation of a GenBank genome assembly